Molecule: messenger RNA, 2471 nt
Organism: Amphibalanus amphitrite
Lineage: Eukaryota; Metazoa; Arthropoda; Thecostraca; Balanomorpha; Balanidae
Product: dihydropyrimidinase-like
Exons: 9
Coding region: 81-1853 (590 amino acids)
Biological process (GO): pyrimidine nucleobase catabolic process
Cellular component (GO): cytosol; cytoplasm
Molecular function (GO): dihydropyrimidinase activity
Source: RefSeq, a predicted model, not a curated record
CAGUCGAUCGCGAGCGCCCGGCGCGGCGGGUCGGGUCGCGCCACCGUGGAGGUGUUCCUGUCGAGUGGGCUGUGUAAACCAUGGCGGACCGACCCCCGCCUGUGAAGAAGGUGCCGCUGCAUCUCCAGAGCGCCCAAAACCGCCUGCUCAUCAAAGGCGGUCGAGUCGUCAACGAGGACCGCAUCUUCGACGCCGACAUCUACAUCGAGGAUGGCGUCAUCAGGCAAAUAGGGCAAAACCUUAUAACGCCAGGAGGGGCACGUGUCAUCGAGGUCAACGGCAAAUAUAUAAUGCCAGGCGGGAUCGACACGAUGACGCGCCUGCAGCAGCCGGCCGACGCGGCUGGAGCGGGCGGCGCCGCCUCUGCCGACGAUUUCUACAGCGGCACGCGCGCGGCGCUGGCCGGCGGCACUACCACCGUGCUCAACCUGGCCGCGCCGCGCCCCGGGGAGCCGCUGGUGGCAGCCUUCGACAGGUGGAGGGAGCUGGCCGACGAAAAGGUCUGCUGCGACUACGGCCUGCACGUGGCGAUUACCUCGUGGACUGAUAAGACGGCGGCCGAGAUGUCUCAGCUCUGCUCGGAGCGCGGCGUCAACUCCUUCAAGAUGUUGAUGGCCGACGUCCACCAGCUGUCAGACGCCGACCUACUUAAGGUCUUCACUCACUGCAAAAAGAUCGGCGCCAUCGCCCAGAUUCACGCCGAAAAUGGAGACGCUGUCAGAGAGAUGACCAGCCGUCUGUUGUCGGCCGGGGUCACUGGCCCAGAGGGUCUGGCCCUGUCUCGGCCGGAGGCGGUCGAGGCCGAGGCGGUCCGGCGCGCCUGCAUGCUGGCCGCUCAGGUGGGCUGUCCGCUGCACCUGCCGCACCUGAGCUCGCCGGCAGCGGUGGACGAGGUGUCCGCCGCCCGCCGGCGCGGUCAUAUCGUGUACGGCGCAGUGACAGCGGCCGCGCUGGCCACCGAUGGCACGCACUACUGGAACCGCUGCUGGCGCCACGCGGCCGCGCAUGUGGUCGUGCCGCCGCUGCGACCCGAGCCGUCCACUCCGGAUCGCCUCGUCGACCUCCUGGCCAGCAACGACCUGCACUGCAGCGCCAGUGAUCACUGCACGUUCACCUCAGAGCAACGUGCCGUGGACCGGGACGACUUCACUAAGAUCCCUCAGGGUAUCGGCGGCGUCGAGGAACGCAUGGCUAUCGUUUGGGAGAAGGGCGUUGCCCAGGGCAAAAUCGACCCGAUGCGCUUCGUGGCGGUCACCAGCACCAAUGCCGCCAAGUUGUUCAAUCUGUAUCCCAAAAAGGGCGUGGUGGCCGUGGGUUCGGACGCCGAUCUGGUGGUCUGGGACGGCGAGACGAGCCGCGUCAUCUCCGCCAGCACGCACCACCAGCGCUGCGACUUCAGCGUGUUCGAGGGUCAGACGGUGCGCGGUGUGGCCGAGUGGGUAGUGUCGCGCGGCCGCGUCUGCGUCGAGGAGGGCCAGGUGCGGGCUGUCCAGGCGGCCGGACGCUUCUUGCCGAUGGCCGGCUUCGCGCCGACUGUCUACCUGCGCGUGCAGCAGCGGGACAAGGCGAGGGUGCCGCGCCCGGUGGACCGCAGCAGUAGUGCCGCUGCUGCCGACGGCGGUCCUGCCGCUCCGCCCGCGGUCGCCCCGAAGGAGCCGCCCUCGCCGGAAACUGAGACGGACGGCACAGCGCCGCCGCAGCCACCGUCACCGGCGGCUGGUGAUGGCGGUCAUCAGCCCAGCUCACCGGAUACACCGGAUUCGGGUGACAUCAUGGGCAGCAGGGUGCCGAAGAGGACCGCAGUGAAGGUGCACGCCCCUCCGGGCGGACGGUCGGCAGGCAGCUUCUGGUAGUCCGGAUCGUCCGAUCUUCGCCUGAUCCGGAUCAUGUCCGAAUGACGGAGUUCCGAAGAGCUGAUUUACCCGAUCGGUCAAAUGACAUAAUUUAUUUACUAACCCAUCCAAUGCUAUUGGCAAUUGUAGGCCUCCCAUCCCAGUGGCUGGAGUAAAGACCCGUCGGUCCGGGUAAGUGGUAAGCAAGUCACAUUUUGUGAUGCUCGCUGAUCGCUCGCCGUGCCGUGCCGUGGUGACGUUUGGUUAGAAGGCAUCGCGGGCCGGGUGCUAGUUGUCGAGCCUCGCUUUGCGGGUUGAGUUUUUUUUCAGCUUGUUCCAAACGGCAGAUUUAUUGUGAUGCGAUGCGAGCUAAUUUUUUUUUGUCGACCAUGUUUUCCUGGGGUGAUAAGAUAUAUAGUUAUGAAUACGUUUGAUAAGUAGGUGACGUUUAUGUCUUUUGGUCAGCUCAUGUCUCUGAAUCUGUUCGGAUAGGUACCUACUACCUACUAACGCCCCCACUCGUUUGUUGCACACAGGCCCCAGAGCGUAAGCCGCGUAUCGAUCGGUUCGGACUUCAGCCGAUUGCUGAAUGCUGAACAUGGCUUGGAAGUUGGAACGAUGUAAUAUAUUAUGAAUGUA